AUGUCAGGUCUAUCAUGGAAUCAACUGUUUCUUGAUUGGAUUAAGGAAUUGGCCGAUGCUAAAUCCUCAGGGGCGUCAGCAAAUAUCUCUGUGGGUCGUCUGCAAGAUACAUAUAUGAAAGCAUACCUCAGUCUAGAAUCAUGUCCCAAACAAUUCAGCCAUCCAUCCCAGCUUAAGGAGUUGAAAUUUUUUGGCGAGAAAAUCUGCAGCACACUCACGAAGAAAUUGAAGAUUUACUGUGCGAGUGAAGGUAUUCCAGUUCCCAACGACCCUAGCACACAGGUAACUCUGGAUUGGGCCAGUGUCGAGGCAGUAGACGAGGAUUCACUGGAACACCCUGGAGAGAAGAGUACUGAUGUUAAACAAGACAAAAGAAAAUCAAAGAAAAAGCGGAAGCAAGCUGAUCCAAAGUUGUUUGUUCCUCGACAUCGAAGCGGUGGGUAUGCAAUUUUAUUAGUGUUGCGGGACCAUGAAAAAAGUGACCAUUUUCAUGGCCAGGGUCUUGGUAAGUCGGAUAUAAUCCGAAAUGCCAAGGCCAAAGAGUACUGUGACACGUCGUUUGAAAGUGGGACAAAUACAGGCAAUUUUUAUAGUGCCUGGAACUCGGUGAAUACAUUAGUCAAAAACGGCCUUGUAUACUCUACAUCCUCUAGGAAUUGUCAUUACUUUUUAACCCCAGAAGGCCGCCAAAUUGCAAAUAAGCUGUAUCGCGCCACUAAAGAAGCAUUGGGUGAGUCUGCAUCAUCAGAUCCUGUUGGUCCUAUAGAUUCAACUCAUGAUUAUUCACUCACUCAUGCUUCCGACCCUAGGAACAUGCAGCGCGAUUCGUUCAUGGCUAUUCUCUGGCCAAGAGGGACGUAUGAGAUCAAACUACUUCUAGAUAAUAGAGAAGUUAAAAGCUCUAACAACCGUGAUUACUUUUCGGAACAACUUUCUUCAAACGGAAUUGACGUGGAAGUUAAGACUUUACCCGUGGGUGAUGUUAUAUGGGUUGCUCAACAUAAAGAAACACACCAACAAGUUGUCAUUGACUAUAUCCUUGAAAGAAAGAGACUAGAUGACUUAAUAAGUAGUAUUAAAGAUGGUCGAUUCAGUGAGCAGAAGUCAAGAUUACGGCGGUCAGCAUUAAAAAAUGUUAUAUACCUUGUGGAAGAGCCUAAAGGAAUGACUGCUGGGGUAUAUCGCAAUCACGUUUUAACCGCAAUGUCACAGUCAAUGGUGGUGGACAACUUCAUGCUGCGUAGAACAAAUGGGCCAGAUGAGACAGUUAAGUAUCUAACAUCAGUAACUCGUCAACUGGAAGAAAUGUAUAACACCAGGCCGUUAGUGGUUAUAUACCCACAUGUUGAAACGUUUAGGUCGUCGGUUUCUAAAGCACGUGAGCAAUAUCAGAGUGGUCAGGUUGAUCCAGAACAUCUUGAUGUGGCUUCAAUUGUGGAAAUUGGGAUUGACUAUGACUCAUUCAAUAUUAGUUUGUCUAAAACUGGUAUGUUCACAAUUAGGGAAGUGUUUCUAAAGAUGCUCAUGACUAUUCGAGGAGUUUCUUGGGACAAAGCUGUUGCCAUUCAAAAGGUGUAUCCAACGCCCCGAGAUUUAUUUGAUGCAUAUAACAGUGAGCAAACCAUUGAAAGCAAGAAAAACAUGAUCUAUGAAGCGCUCAAAGAUAACAUUUCCCGAAAACGCGUGGGAAAGUUACUUUCAGAGAAGAUUUUUGAAAAUUGGGGUUGUAAGUUAGAUGAGGCUUAG
Molecule: messenger RNA, 1746 nt
Organism: Sugiyamaella lignohabitans
Lineage: Eukaryota; Fungi; Ascomycota; Dipodascomycetes; Dipodascales; Trichomonascaceae
Gene: MUS81
Product: Mus81p
Exons: 1
Coding region: 1-1746 (581 amino acids)
Biological process (GO): DNA catabolic process; resolution of meiotic recombination intermediates; mitotic intra-S DNA damage checkpoint signaling
Cellular component (GO): Holliday junction resolvase complex; nucleus
Molecular function (GO): 3'-flap endonuclease activity; DNA binding; crossover junction DNA endonuclease activity
Source: RefSeq, a predicted model, not a curated record